CAUCUCAAGGGGAUCAGAGCAGAUCGCACCACAAUUCCCCACACGAGAGGGGAGAGUGAGACAGGUUGAGAGAUCAGCAGCCGAGGCUGUGCACUAAAAAACUCCAGGCACCUGCAGAAGCUGGAAGAAUUCAAAGCAUUUGCAGAGUCUGCAUCCUCUCCAUCCUCCUCCUCUCCCUCCCUCCCCUGCUCACCCACCUCUCGUGGUCCAUUCCUGGUACCCUAUUUAAUUCCCUCUACUGCUGCAUCAUAUCUUGCAUUGACAGUACUUGAGCAGUUAUCCUUACAGGGGACUCCCUGCCCCCCAUUCCUUCUGAUUCUCCAGCUUGGUUGGAAUAUAAUCGUAUUCCUUUUGAUUUUUUUUUUCUUUUUUUUUUCCAUGCACUGCUUGUCUCCGCUCAGGAGAAGCUUGCAGACCUUGCUAAUCUCUCCCUGCUGGCUUGGAAGAAAAUAAACAGAUACACUCUCAUUAAAGAAAGAAGGAUCCUAUCUGGAGGAGAUUUACUGAUUCCAUCAUGCAUCACCCUGUAAUCCUUCUCCUGUGCCUCUCCAGUCUCGCUGGGGCUGCCAACCUACCUCCUGAAGACCUCAGCCAGCCAGUCACGGCAGAUGUGAUCGUCUCAACAGGAGGUACAGCAAUUCUCAAGUGUACAGUGCAGGAACACCAAGAGUCUUCACUUCAAUGGUCUAACACUGCCCAGCAGACUCUCUACUUUGGUGAGAAGAGAGCCUUACGGGACAACAGAAUCCAGCUGGUCCAUUCCAGCCCCAAUGAGCUGACCAUCAGUAUCAGUAAUGUGGUGUUGUCUGAUGAGGGCGAGUACACUUGCUCCAUCUUUACUAUGCCGGUGAGAACAGCCAAAGCUGUGGUUACAGUUCUAGGUGUGCCACAGAAACCACAGGUUUUUGGUUUUGAAUCACCACUUAAGGAGAAUGACAAGGCCAAACUGAGGUGCACAACAAGUGGAAGUAAGCCAGCUGCUAACAUAAAAUGGUAUAAGGGACCAGAGGAACUGGAUGGAGCACAGACCAGUGUAGUAGAAGAUGGUAAUGGCAAAACCUUCACAGUAGUGAGCUUUAUUGAGUUUGACGUGACAAAAGAAGAUGAUGAAGCUGAGAUCACCUGUGCUGUGGGCCAUGAAUCACUACAUGACUCAGCUAAAUCUUCCAGCCACAAGAUUCAAGUCCUGUACAAACCUACAGCAAAGAUUGAGUCCAGGCCCAACAUGCCAAGAGAGGGUGAUAAGCUGCGGCUGCAGUGCGAUGCCUACGGAAAUCCUGUGCCUGACAAUUACGUCUGGGAGAGGGAAAAUUCAGAGCUCCCUUUGUUAGCCAACAUUGAGGGAAACAGCUUGGUUUUCCUCAACCUAAACAAAAGCGACAGUGGCACCUACACCUGUAAAGCCUCCAACACAUUAGGAACUUUUAUCACCCACUACAAGCUUGACGUCAAUGAUGCCCCGGUAUCGCAUACAGACCCAAGCCCUAUCCCCUCCACAUCCAGCAUAGAUCAUGCUGUCAUCGGAGGAGUUGUAGCCGUGAUUGCCUUUCUCCUCUUCUGCUUGCUUAUUGUCCUUGGACGCUACUUGAUCAGACACAAAGGUACUUAUCUUACCCACGAGGCCAAGGGAUCUGAUGAUGCUCCUGAUGCUGAUACAGCCAUCAUCAACGCAGAGGGUGGACAAGGUGGAUCUGAUGAUAAGAAGGAAUAUUUCAUUUAAGCUCCGACCCUUAAUCCUGAAGAUAAGUCAAAGGCAAAGAGUGAUGACAUGUGAUACAAAAAAAAUGCACCUGCAGAACAAAUUCAAACCAACAUUAAGAAAAUCUGAUUCACAAGGAUAACUCUCUCUUACCAAGUCAAAGCAAGAUGGAGUCCAUGAAAAACAACAGAGUGCGUCAGAGAGGGAGAGCGAGAAAGAAAGAGAGAGACAGUGAACGCAUAGAUCAUGCUUCUUAAAAGAACUUGUAAAAAAGUUAUUACUAAAUACUUUUAAAACUAUAAAAAAAUUGCUUGCUUAAAUCUACAUAUCUUCGGUGAACGCACUAAUCUAACAAACAAAUAAUAAUCGUGAGUUAAGAUCUUUUUCUUUUUGUUUCUUUUCUUUUGAAAUGUGUAUAAAGUUUUAUUUUUUACUUUGGAAUGUUGAGAGGGAGGGGAAGGAUAUUAUUUAAACAUAUUUGCCGUUUUGGUUGCUAGGGUAAAUGAAACAGGUAGGGUAGAAGUUUGUUUUUUGUUUUCCUAAGAGUUUCUUUGGGUCCUGUCUAUACAGGGGCACCAGAAUUUUUUUUUUAGCAGAUAUUUAGACAGAUUUAAAAAGGAGUGUGGGUUAUCCAACUUACAUUAUGUAGGAUACAAUGGUAAUGGCCAUUUUUGGGUACGGCAGUGAGAUUACCAACUAAAGCAACCAUUGCCCAUCCAUCCCCUGGAAAAAUCCUUCCUCCUGUCAAGAGUGGUUGGUGACCAUAACUGAGUAUAGAGGAAGUUGGAAGAAAAAGUGUUAAUUAUAUAAUAUUUUACAUUAAAACUUUUCUGUAUCUCCUUGAAGUAUUCCCAUUAACAGGAUCCAAUCAGAGUGCUCUAUUGCAGGUAGCGGGUCAGGCGUGGAGACAUCUGGUUAUAGUGCAUAGGUCUAGUUGCCAACAUUCUUAGGGGUCUCGGUGCAGAAAGAUUGUAAAAAAAACUUACUGGGCAUUUUUAAUCAGACAAAUUCAAAUGCAGGGGCUUAUAUCAGCUUGGCAAGCAUAGGCCACCCGGUUAAAAUUUACAGCUUCAGCCAUAUGGAAAAGAUAAUGAUAUAAACCAAUAAAUCAAUGUAUUAUGCCAUACUCCGUAUGUACCAGGCUUGACAUAUAAAUCAUUUUGUUGCAUUGUGUCUCUUGCAUUGCCAAUAAUGUGUAAUCUUAGUCAUUUAAGUCAUAAAAAUACACCCACAAUGGUAUAUACAUAUUCUACCAUUUCAACAGACACCUACACAGGGAUAUCACAGGCUUAAUGUUGCAUCUAGCACACUCAGAACAUCCUUUAUUUAUUAAAAGGGUGACUGUGGUUCGUGAUGCUUUCAUUAAGUCUGCUCCAUCUGUAUAUAAACAAUUAUUGUAGAAGCCAAAACCUUUCAUGGACGACAACACAAUAACAUACAAUUGUUAAUUCAUACACAAUAUAUAAAGAUUGAGCAGGCUGUCUUGAUGUUUCUGCCCCCAUUCAAUGGGGCUGCUUCAAGUAAUCCAACUUAGCCAGCUCCAUCUGUAUGUAUUCUGCUGUAUGUACCGUAUAUAGUCACAACAAACCAUAUGUUUGCUAUAAGUGCCCUUCCAUCCCAUACUUUUCAAUGCUAUGGAUCACAUACCUCAAUGAAAACUCUUCCAGUCAUUUUCUACAUAGGAAAAUAACAAAUCAAACUAUUAAAGGGUUAUAAACAAAGACACCGACCUGGUGACUUUUAUUUAUUUAUUGUAUAUUUCUGUUUAGUGGUUUUCUCAUUGCGCCAAUGAGAAAAAAAUGGUUAUUUGUUGUAUCCUGUGCAGAAUUAAAGUGGCAGUAAUGCUUACUGACAAGGCCUCCUGUGUUCAAGAGCAACUUUAACCCAGUUAAAUAACCAAUUACCAAAAGCCAAAGGCAGUGUUGGACUGGGACACCAGGGGCCCACCCAAAAACCUUAGACCAGGGGCCCAGCAAAGAACCAUAGACCAGGGGCCCACUCUCAGUACUAUUAUAAUUCUUUUCCUCACUUAACCUCUAUCUUCCCAUUCUCUAUUCUUUACAUACUAUAAUCUAUUGUUCCAUCGAUUUAGCCUCUUUGUUCUCAAAGAAAUAGAUAAUGGCCAUGAAAAAGACCAAAUAUUUAGCAGCACAAGGGCCCCCUGACACCAUGGCCCAUCGGGAGUUUUCCUGGUAUCCCGGUGGGCCAGUCCAACACUGGCCAAAGGACAGAAACCUAUGGACAGUUGACCUAGCUACUGACAGUUUAGGAGAUAAAUCAACAUAGAUGCAGUCUGAAGAUAGAACUAGUAGAUCAAUAUGUUGGCUUCUUCAAAGCCAACAUAAUUAGUCUAAAGAAUAAAUUAAAGUAUUUAAUGGGGAAGUUAUGAGGAAUAUUAACCAAUAGACUAAGCCAACAUUUUAUUUAAAGUGCGCUCUUCCAUAUGAAAGCUACUUGUGUUUGAACAUUGCUGCCCAUAUUAACUCAGUCAACCUGGUGCUUCCCCAUAGAGGUUAAUAACAUGUUAUAACAUAACUAUAUAUAAUUAUAUAUAAAUAUAUGUACAUAGGUUGGGUUACAAGAGUAUUUGUGAAUUCUUUCACUGGUAGAGGGGGCCACUGAAAGGGUCAAUGUUGUAUUUAUGGUUGUUUCAAUGACUGUUUAAUGAAUGUAGUUCUUAAUAUGUUUGUUACUAUCUCCAUGUUUUACUUUUCACGCUCAUACCUUAGAAAGUUUUCUGGCCUGUCUGGGGAUGGAUGUGGUUGAUAUGUAAUAUAUUCUGUAUCACUUUAAGGAUACUGCAAACAAUGCCCUACACAUUGAGGUCUUCCUCUGCUUCAUUCGUCAUUAAAAAUACAAUGACUGGUUUGGUCUAGAGGCCAAAAAGCUGUCACAUCCCUCCAACCUUUCAUUUGGAAGCCAUAUUCCAUGGAGUUGUUUGUUCCAUAGCAUUCUGCCUUGUUUACCAUGGUUGGCCAACGGUCAAUGGCUAUAGGUGUCAUUUUUUAGUUCUUUAAACCACUAAAUGCAUCAUCCUUCUUGUGGAAGCCAUUUAUUUUGUUAAAUAAGGUCAUGCACAAAGUGGAAAUUAAGGUAAAAGAGAAGCACAGAUAAUAUAGUGGGGUGGUGAGUUGAACCUGGAAAUACAAGUCAACCUCACCAAGAUCACACAUCAGAUUCUUUCAAUGCUAUUAUGUUUGGACAUGUAGCAUUUGUCUUGGUUUAAAUUAUAAUUAUUUAAAUUCCCUUGAAUAUGUAAUUUCUUCCCCUUUUUUUUCCCCUUCAGGAAAAUUCAGGGUCUCCCUUUAAUCUAAAGGAGGGGCAAUGAUGAAACAGGAGUACGUAUUUAAGUAGGAUAUAUUUCUAUAGAGAAUCAUAUAGUUGGACAGAGGUUAUUUUUUGUGUAGGGUUCAAAACAAAGUUAUAUUUCCAAUUACAAUACAAGUGGGACCUGUGAUUAUUUUGUCGGAAUGAGUAAUAUUUGUGUACUAUGACUCAAUGUGUAUUUUAUAUAUCCAAAAAUGUCAGGUAUCUGAAAUAUCUGUAUCCAUUCCCGUCAUUUAUUUUGGAUUUCCCUACUCCCGCGACAAAUUGAGAAGAAUGGGACAGAACCAGAGGGAGGAUAAUUUAGAAGCAAUAAUUCUAGAUUGGCAACCAUGGUGUCAUGGGCAGAUGUUUUUGGGGCGUCCUUACUGCAAAACGAAUGUUUAAACGGCAACUUCAUUAAAGAUACUAAAGUA
Molecule: messenger RNA, 5439 nt
Organism: Xenopus laevis (African clawed frog)
Lineage: Eukaryota; Metazoa; Chordata; Amphibia; Anura; Pipidae
Gene: cadm3.L
Product: cell adhesion molecule 3 L homeolog
Exons: 10
Coding region: 515-1720 (401 amino acids)
Biological process (GO): homophilic cell-cell adhesion
Cellular component (GO): plasma membrane; presynaptic membrane
Source: RefSeq, a predicted model, not a curated record